This is a messenger RNA of Callorhinchus milii (elephant shark), 7064 nucleotides long. Its product is annotated as von Willebrand factor D and EGF domain-containing protein-like. Gene Ontology annotation, cellular component: extracellular region; cell surface. Gene Ontology annotation, biological process: anatomical structure development. The record is from RefSeq and is a predicted model, not a curated record. Bases 148 to 5658 code for a protein of 1836 amino acids. Gene Ontology annotation, molecular function: signaling receptor binding; calcium ion binding. Lineage: Eukaryota; Metazoa; Chordata; Chondrichthyes; Chimaeriformes; Callorhinchidae. The transcript has 31 exons.
UGUGAGUGAGUGAGUGAGUGUGUGUGUGUUUGCUGACUUUCUGCUGCUUUUUGAUGGGCUUGAAUCAGCCAGGAGAGAGCUGUUCCUGGGAAAUUCCUGGAAUUUAAGUAGGAAACGAAAGCAGUGAAGCUGUCCAGUCUAUUCAUCAUGGAUCUCCUCUGGUUCCUGCUGCCCCUCGUCUCAUCCAGUCCCUGUUACUUCUUUGGGAUGUCUCUGCUGCUCAGUGUGGACACAUCAUCUGCACAGUUUGCUCCAGAAUGCUACACUGGAGGACAUCAAAUUCUUCGGAGUCCAUAUCGGAGUAUUGACUUUGAUUCUGUUGAACUGCAGCAAUUUGCAAUCCAAGACCUGAUAUGUGAUCAUUCCCUGGCACCAGGGUGGUAUCGCUUCAUGAUCCAUGACAAACCAGCAGAAAUGCCAACCAAAUGUAUAGAAAUGAAUAAAUGUGGCACACAAGCUCCAGUCUGGCUUUCUCUGAAAGACUCUAAGUCUCUGCCUCGUGUGGGUGAACUAAAGAAGCUAACGGCCUGCGCUACAUGGCAAUUCUUCUCAGGCAGCACCAAAGACUGCUGUUUAUUUAGGAUCCCCGUCUCUCUCAGGAACUGUGGAGACUUUUUCGUUUAUUACCUUCAACCUACUCAGGGAUGCAUGGGUUACUGUGCUGAAGGUAUUGUAGAACGAAAGCCACGAUCCUGUGCUCCAGGGGACUUAGAUAUCAAUGGGAUGUGUCAAGCAAGACUCCCUGAUCUGCCUGGCAAACCAUUGAUAUCCCCCGAGUUGGUGGGCAACAACAUCCAUUUAAAGUGCACGUAUGCAAGUCGCUCUGUAAAUGGCACCGUAGGGUAUGUUGUGGUUUGGUCACGGCUUUCACUGCUAAACAUCAAGGAAGAGAUAAAGAGAGACACGACCCGACAGACGUUCUCUUUUGUGGAGAUGGAUGGAAUUAUGUUCAGACUGGGAGACACGAUUUACUGUAGUGUAUCAACCUUCUUCAGGGACUCUCCAAAUGUACACAGUCUGUCCCGAGAGAGUGAAGCAUUCUUUGCUGGAAUACAGUUUGAGCCAGAGUCAUUGCACAUCGCAGAAGAUGGAAAGGAUCACUCCUUGAUAAUCCGGAGCACUGUCCCUAUCCCCUGCCUUACAAAUGGUCAGAAUCUAAACAACUGCAAAAUAGUGCUGCAGCUAACCACCAAUGACUCAGACAGCUUACGUUUUGCAACCCCAAAUGUAGCUCUCUCCUCGUGCAGAGUAAACCUGGUGCAGAUGCCCUGUACAGGGGGCAGCUGCGCAAGAGCCACCCUCUCCCUGACGGCUGUAACAGACUUUGCCCGAGAUGGAAACCGUGCCAGCAAUAUCAGGAUUGAGCCUGUUAAAUCUUCCAAUCCGCUGUGGCGGGGAUACUCACCGAAGGACAUAAAGGUGACUGUUCAAGAUAUUCCAACAGGAAACUGCUAUUCCUUCACUGAUCCGCAUAUUAUUACUUUUGAUGGCAGACGUUAUGAUAACUAUGAAACUGGAACAUUUAUGCUGUAUAAAAGCCUCUCCCGAGAAUUCGAAGUUCAUGUCCGUCAGUGGGACUGUGGCAGCCGCCACUACACAGUGUCCUGUAACUGCGGCGUGGUGGCCAGGGAAGGGGAUGACAUCAUUGCAUUCGACAUGUGCAAUGGCCAAUUUCAGGAGACCAGCCCUCACCUGUCAGUGAAGAGCAGUGGACCAGAACCACAUCAUGUCAAAAUAAUGGAUUCACACCAAGGCAAAAAAGUCACUAUCAUGUUUCCAUCAGGGGCAUUUGUCCGGGCAGAUGUGAGUGACUGGGGAAUGAGUAUAACUGUAAGGGCGCCCAGCGUUGAUUUCAACAACACAAGAGGUCUUUGUGGAAUCUUUGACCGAAAUAGUAAUAAUGAUUUCCACACUGCUAAUGGAAAUCCUAUGGCAGCUGCACAUAGGAAUAACAAUCCUAAUGACUUCAUUGAGGAAUGGAGAAUACAUCCUGGGGAAAGCAUGUUUGACUCGACUCCGCCACCAUCUGAGACAGAGAAAAGAAUAAAUUACUGUAGCUGUCAGAAGGAAUACACCAUGUCGCUUCAUUCAGUUAACAAGCUGACCACAGUAUAUAACCAUCCUCAUGUCUCAACCAGUUGCUAUGCGUAUGAUAAUGUGGAUUAUACUUCGAUAAUUCCAUUUUUGGAUAUUACUUCAGAAUACAUAAGCAACCCUGAACUAUCAACGUUCACAAAACGUGAUGUAAAUUGGUUUUCUGACAAGGUGAAUGGAGACCUGGAUCUACUGAAGUCUAUUCGAACACAGCACACGAUGGCAAUUACCUCAAAGGGUAACCAUUUCACAGAUCAGUCAAUGAACCUUCCCAGGUGGCCACACACAACUGAUUUUGCUCGACCGAAGUUUACGACACGUAGAGCAAAAAGGCAGGGUUAUUAUGAAUACCUACCAAUAUUCACAUUCCAAAGUUUAACCCAGACCGAUUUGGAAAGCUUUACUUAUUUUUUCCCUGAAGAUCACUUAUCUGGGAAUCGUCCAGAGGUGCAACCAACAUGGCCAACACCAAGUGGUCUGACGUCUGCCAAAGCCCUUGAGUUAUGCCAACAAGCACUUACAAACUCCACAAUUGGUGUCAUGUGCCAAGACCACCUUGGAAGAAGGCUGGUGGAUGCAGUGGAUAUGUGUAUUUUGGACUUGCAGCUUAAAGAUGAUCUCGCUUGGGAAGAAGCAAUGGUUCCAUUUCUUGAUAAUGAAUGUGAGAGAAAGCUCUUGGAAAACAGAAUUAAAUGGACCAUGGAUGGUUCAUCUGGGCCUGUUGAUGAGAUUGUUACUACUCUCCGAUGUCCUAAUUUGUGCAGUGAGAAUGGACAAUGUACACACUGGGGCUGCCAGUGUUUUCCUGGAUACAGCUCUUAUGACUGCAGCAUAUCUAAUGACCAACCUCCUGAGAUCACUGAUCUGGAGAACGGUGGUUUGUGUGAUAUACGAGUAUAUGAGUGCAAGAGUAUCAGAGUGUUUGGCCUGGGCUUCCGAGACUCUGUUGACCUCCAGUGUGAAGCUACAAGUCUAAUGUACAUGAAUGGGGAAUGGAUUCCAGGCCCUGCGCAGAUCACCAAGGCAAGAUUCCUCAGCUCCAAAGCUCUUGAUUGCCCUAUUCCAGCCCUAAGAAGUAUGACAACUGAGACUGUGAACUUCAUGAUUUCUGACAAACCGUUUGCCAGGUGGCAGAUAAAGAUUGCAAAUGAUGGUUCCUACUUCAGUGAUUCUAAAGUCCUGACACUUUAUGAUGGUGUCUGUCAGAUCUGUGACCCCAAGGCAACAGGAAUCUGUAAGUUGAAGGAGAAGACCUGUAAUAUAGAUGGGUUGUGCUAUGGUGAAGGAGAUGCCAACCCAACAAGUUCUUGCUUGCUCUGUCGACCUGAUAUUUCCAAGUUCAUGUGGUCUGUAAAUGAAAACAAUCAACCGCCAAUUUUCCAAGCAGACACCACUUCUAAUCUACAAACGUUCUUUGGAGAAAAUUUUGUUUACCAGUUCACAGCGGUGGACCCUGAAGGGUCAGCUGUACUAUUCCUGCUGGAAUCUGGUCCGCAGAAUGCGAGCCUCUCACCUGCAGGGCUUCUGAUUUGGAAAGUGAGUUCCAAGGAAUCUGGCACCUUUGGCUUUAUUGUGUCAGACGAAUGCAAUGCACAGAGCAGGUAUUCUGUCGAGGUUGCAGUGAAGCUAUGUGGCUGCCUAAAUGGUGGAACAUGUGUUACAAAUAUCAAUUUCCCCCCAGGAAGUGGUGAAUAUCUCUGUGUGUGUCCUGUCGGAUUUGAAGGGGAGGUUUGCCAGGAAAACAUAGAUGAAUGCAAAUCAAAUCCAUGUGGUGUGGGCACCUGCGUGGACGGUGUCAGCAGUUAUUCAUGCAAUUGUCCAGCUGGUCUCACAGGUUUUGCAUGUCAAGAAGAUGUCAAUGAAUGUGAGAAAGGCUUGUGUUUUCCUGGAGUCCCCUGUAUCAAUAGCUUUGGAUCCUAUCACUGUGGAAGUUGCCCCAGUAAAAUGCAAGGUGAUGGACAAUCCUGCAAACGUCUUACCUUUGCCCUGGAAAAUCUGGUUACUUGCACAAAUAAGUCCUGCUUUCCGGGGGUGCAGUGUUUUGAUCGCAAGCCACCUUACAUGGGCUUUGUUUGUGGGCGGUGCCCUGCAGGCUUCUUUGGUACCGGACGAACAUGUAUGAAGAUCUCACGGAUUGCUUCCCCCCACGCCAAGUCAAGAUUUCAUCACUACCGAUUUCCCCUUGUGAGAGCGAGCAGCGAGACGGCUAGGCUGUGGUCACCCAGUCAAAGGACUACUCCCGGGCAAAUUGCUGUCAAUAGCAGAGUGGUGAUGGAAAGAGCAGUCACUAAACCAAAGCUGCCUCCAAGUCCCAGAACAGAUGGGCCACGCACAACUUUAAGCAUGUCUUCUUCCAUGAUCCGUUCGGCACUGUCUGUUGCCACAGUUACUUCUGCUCUGAGCACCAGACCCAUAUCUGUAGUCUCUGUUCAACCCAAGCACCCACAAAAGACAACCGUUCUUUGGCGAUCUGCUACCUCUGCCCUACAAGCUGUGAAAACAUCUCAGGCCAUUUCCUUCACCGACAUUAGUAAUCAACUGAUUUCUUCAGAGAAGAAGAUCACUUGUGCUGACAUGCCUUGCUUUAAUGGAGUCCCCUGUGAGCCAAUGCAGAAUGCAAGCUUUAAAUGUGGCCGAUGCCCCUUUGGAUACACUGGUGAUGGCAUGACAUGUAAAGCUAUAUGCAAAUAUCCCUGUGGAAAGAAUAUGGAAUGUGCAGCUCCCAAUACGUGUCGCUGCAAGCCAGGUUACACUGGGUACAACUGUCACAUCGCAAUCUGCAGGCCUGACUGUAAAAACAGAGGAAAGUGUGUGAAACCUGAUGUGUGUGAAUGUCCCCAGGGAUACAACGGCCUAACCUGUGAAGAUGCAUUAUGUAUUCCACCAUGUGACCACGGAGGAUCUUGUGUGACCAGAAAUACUUGCUCCUGCCCUUAUGGCUUUGUUGGACCAAGAUGUGAAACAAUGGUUUGCAGCAGACACUGUCAGAACGGUGGAGUAUGUGCCUCCCCUGAUGUGUGCAAAUGUAAAGCUGGCUGGACUGGACCUUCUUGUGAAACGGCUGUCUGCAACCCAGUGUGUCUCAAUGGUGGAAUCUGCGUUCGACCCAACGUAUGCAUUUGUCCUCAUGGUUUCUUUGGACUUCACUGCCAAAAUGCUGUUUGCAAUCCUCCUUGCAAGAACGGUGGUCACUGCAUGAGAAACAAUGUGUGCUCCUGUCCAAAUGGCUAUACAGGAAGGAGAUGUCAGAAGAGUGUUUGUGAGCCGAUGUGCAUGAAUGGAGGGAAGUGUGUAGGUCCUGACAUUUGUGACUGCCCUUCAGGGUGGAAAGGGAAAAGGUGCAAUCAACCGCUUUGCCUGCAGAAGUGCCACAAUGAUGGAGAAUGUGCAGGACCUAGUACCUGUCAAUGUCGACCAGGCUGGGAAGGAAUGCUGUGUCAGACUCCUAUCUGUGAGCAGAAGUGUCUCUUUGGAAGUAAGUGCAUCAGGCCAAAUGUGUGUGCCUGCAGGAGGGGAUUUUUGGGAUCAACAUGCAGCAGAAAGCUACCAAUCGGACCAGGGUAAUGAAGCAGUUCGGUCUGCUUGCUCUAACCUGUGAUCGGUGAGAGUGGUGUAAAAUGCAUUUACCAUUGAGCUGCCAAAGGGAGCGGUGCAAACAACAAGUCUUUUUGUCAUCUAUAAUUCACAUCAGUACUCAAUACUGCUUUUCCCAAUGAAUGGUUUGGGGUUGUUCCACAACAAUUUAUAUCACCAUAUAUCUGAAAGUAAUAAUUGCAGGAAAUAAAAAGUUGCUGUAAGUUAUUGUAUAAUUUAUAUAUCUUUAUUGAUUAAACAGAAGUUUGCAGUCAUGUUACAGGAUGGCAGGCUUGUACUGUUUGUUCCAUAUUUCUGUUGCCAGUAUCCCCUGUAGUCUUGACUACCUCAUAAAUAUAGAUAGUUGCUUUCCCGUGGUGCCUGUGCUCCUGGCGAAGGCAGUUAAACUUCACGCAGUGCACUGUCUGUAAAUGGUAUCUCACUGUACAAGGUAAAUGACUUGCAUUGUGUUUAUGUAUUAUAAGACAUAGAUGUAUUCUUUACUCUUAUUGUGGUGCUGAUAACAUUUUAGACCCAAUGCUGAUUUUUAUUUAAAUGAAAUAUAACAUUGCAUUAGAUGUACUCUUUUGCUCAGUCUCUCCUUAUGUACGAGUGAGUGUAUAUUUAGAGAAUAUAACUGUGCAUGAUUUGGCACUAAUUGAUACUUAACUGGCAGUCACCCUGGGACAUCUAAACGGAUGGCUGGUUUGGGAAAUGGAAGUGCAGUGGAGAGUGAUUAAGACCCAAAAGUAGGGUUUGCAGCACUUUGUUGUGGGAAGAGUAGAGAUCCAUACUGAUCUGGGGAUGUUUGAUGUUGACACUGAGUAACGCAAGUAAAAGAUGCUCCAAUCCCUGACACUGGAAGCCCCUAGGUUGGGCAAAUGCAAAAUUAAGAACAAACUUAGAUCAUAGGAGUCCACGAUCCAUGCUUCACAUGUUAAAGAGAACAUGAGGACAUUCCCCCUACAGUUGUGGAUAAAUCUAAUCCACAUUCGAAGCCUUGCGAUGCUUGUAGCCGUUAGUUCAUCAGUGUCAUCUUAUAAUCAAUCUACAUAAAGCUCUCGUUUAUAAUGCAGAUCCAAAUUCACUUUUGUGAAUUAAAAUAGAAAACGGAUGCUUUCUAAUUAAAACUAUCUAACAGAUGAUUGCAACAAAUUUCCAGGAACAAGGCGAUUGAAACCAUGCAGAAAUAUAUACCCAAAUCCCCAAACCCCCUGCACAGCAGGAUAAAGUUGCACAGUCUUGUUUCAGCUUAAACUGUGAACACGGCCUUUUGGUACUCUGACUGUGUCCCGGCUCUGGGUUCCAUUCCCAUUCCUCAUUAGACUCCUGUUUCUAUUUCUAUUCUCAUUAAGUCCCUUCUCCCCUGCGGAGUCCUGUAGCUCAGCGGUUAGAGC